AUGAAAGCAAUGAAUUUUCCUUUUCAGCAACCAAAAGACAAACUAAAACCUGACAAUUGGCGAGUAAUUUACCUAUUAAGUCACAGCGAAAAUGUUUUUAAGUCAAUCAGCAAUGAAGUUAAAUCAGCCAAGUACACAUUAUGGAACCUUAUUCCAAAAAAUAUCUUUAUUCAAUUUUCUGAUUUAUGAUAUUUUUGAUUUCUUUUUAUAUCUAUUUUGCAGCUACACUUAUCAACUACAAACAUAUACAAUUCAGCUGUUAUUAUUCCCUUUAUGGUUUUGCUUUUCAUCACUUUAAUUUCAGAUGCUUAUCAUGACAUACCAAAUCAUAUUCAUGACAACUACAUAAACAAUAAAGAAUAUCUAGUUUGUGAUGGAUUUAAUUUUGUCUCGAAAAAGAGCAAAGACAUCAAGAUUGGGGAUGUUAUUCAAAUUAGAGAAAAAGAAGCGUGUCCAGCAGAUAUACUUAAUGAUUAUGGAGCCAAUAAUUAAAAUGUUAAAAUCCUCUUGCUUUAUAAAAUCUAAACAUCGACCAUUCAUCAUAUUUCACUAUAUAAUUAAUUCCUUUGAAUAUUGUAUUAUUGGGAAUUAAAAUUCUUUUAAAGUAGUUAAUCAAAUUGGCAUAUUUUAUUGUUAUGUGUAAAAAGCGGAGAAUCUGAAAUUUACGUGGAUAUGCUAGGAGUUAUUGGUGAAUCAAGCUUUGAAUCAAAAAAACCUAUCAAAGAAACAAUGGAGUUUGCAGUGGAGGCAAACGAAUUUGAAGUCAUAGCUUUAAUUAGCCGCAUAAAAGCAAUCAUAAAAAUCCCAGUCAAUAAGACUUCUGGAGAAUUUAAGGGAUCAAUAAGACUUGAAUCUAACCCAAAAUCCAGCGCGCUUUCUGCGUCGAACUAUAUCCCACAAGGAGCUAAGCUAAUAGAUUCAGAGUGAAUUUUAGGAGUUGUAAUAUACACAUACGAAAACACUGGUAAUAAACUGAAAUUUAGAGAACAGUUUUCAGCCUUCAACAAAAGGAUGAAUAAAAUAGUUUUUGUGAUGAUGUGUUUUGCAGCAAUUUUGAUAUUAAUAACUGUCAUUUAUAACAUCUUCAACAGUAAUUAUUGAAAAGAUGAAGAUACCGCACAUUUUAUUGCAAGCAUUAUAAUUUUAUACAGCUAUCUUAUCCCUAUAUCUUUAUUUAUUACAUUCAGAACUGUAAAGCUAAUUUUUUCGUUUAGCCUCAGAAAGUUUCAUGACAUUCACAUCAAUUCUCUAUCCUCUUUGCAAGAUGCAGGACAAGUUGAAUAUAUUUUAGCAGACAAGACUGGGACUUUAACCAAUGGUGAUAUUAAAUUGCAAACAUGCAUAGUAGCUGGUGAUAUUUAUAUAAGAGAUAGCUCUGAUUUUUGUCAAUCUCCUUGUGAAAGCUAUUAUCAUCAUGAUAAAUCAGAUACAAGGGUUCCACUUAUUAUUCCUGAGCUACUUAGGACUAAUUCUAAAAACUUCAAGUCGUUUGCUGAUUUAAAGACAGAUUUUAUGAAUUCUGAAUCAGAUUCAGUUUUUUAUCAUUUCCUCAUAUGUAUGGCUGUAUGCAAUAGCACAUUUAUGAGAUCCGACAAAACUUCGAGCCCAAUUUCAAAUGAGGAAAAAGCUAUGAUUGAGGCAAGUAAAGAUUUGGGAAUAAAGCUUAAAAAAAAAUCAACCUUUGAUUGUGAUAUUACCAUAUUAGAUGAAGAACUCAAAUUAAAAAUAAUUGGUCAUCAAAGAAAAUCUCACAGUGUAAAAAAAUCGCGAAUUAUCAUUAGCAACCCGAAAACUGAAACAUCAAUUUUAUAUAUAAGUGGAUCUAAUGAAGCGAUGAUGAAGCUAUUUUAUGAAACUUCUGAAGAUGUAGCAUAUAUUGAUGAUUUAUUAACUCAUUCUGAAAUGGCAGAUAAAAAAAUUAUUGUCUUCGGGCUUAGGAAAUUAAGUAAAAAGGAAACAGAGGAGUUUGAAAUUGAUUAUCAUAACUUUAAGCUUCUUCCUGCAAUCUGUGAUAAAAAAAUUGAAGAUUUAUUCACAAAGCUUGAAAAAGAAGCGAAAUUCUUGGGAGCAGUCGGCCUUGAAGAAACAGUCUUAGAUGAAACAAAAGAAACUAUUGAGACUUUGACAAAAGCGGGAAUAAAAAUCUGGAUUCUAAGUGGAGAUAAUGAAGAAAAUACCUUAAGUGUUGGAGUUACAUCAGGCUUGCUCAAAUCAAGUGCAAAUAUUUCAAAAAUAACCCCUGUAAUUUCUCUCUGAGACUGUACUGUGGAAUUAAUCGAUCAGAUAAAAAUCAAUCUUUUUCACCUUACCUCAAAUACUAAUACGGGUGUUUCGACACUAUUAAAGGAUGAAUCAUCAUUUGAUAAUAAUCCUCAUCGAGUUAUGUCAAAUUUUGAAAUGCUUUAUCAAAAUAGCAUUCAACACCCAGCAUAUUCUUCAAGCCGUUAUGUAUCUAGUACACCUUAUAGAGUUCGACGCAAAAGUAAGGUGCGCAGAAGAUCAGUAAAUCCAUUUUUAAUAUCAAAUAUCUCUAAAGGAGGUAGGCUAAGAUCUCCUCUUGCUGACUCAGUUGAUCCAAGUGGUGUUAGCUUUGUGCUAUCAAUCGAUAGGAGUGUUGUUGAAUAUGGCUUAAAGUCUGAAGAAAAUAGAAAAUAUUUAGCCGCAUUACUGUGUUCAGCAGAAAGUGUAUGUUUUCAUUCUUUACUUCCUAGCGAUAAAGCAACAAUUGUAAGAUUUUUAAGAACUGGGUUUUCUUAUGACCCAACAACGCUUGCGAUUGGAGAUGAAUCAAGCGACAUCGAAAUGAUAAAAACUGCCCAUCUAGGUGUUGGAAUUGUAAGAUCAAGCACUGAGCAUGUUGGGCAUGCUGCAAUACAAAGAUUUUCUCAGCUAAAAGAGCUACUUUUGUAUCAUGGCCAUACCAAGUUUAUUAUAUUAUCAAAAGUUAUUAUGCUGUCAUUUUUUGUGAAUUAUUUGAUAACUUUUAUUAUGCUAUUUUACUGCAAUUCUUCAUAUUCCAAUUGCGACUCAAUGCUUGACCAAGACUUGCUCGAUUUUUAUCUAUUUUUCUUGAUAUUAAUUCCUAUUGUCGGAAGUGAGCUUUUUGAUGAAGAUUUGAGCAGUCGCCAAAUUUAUAAAUUCCCUCAAGUCUACACUACAUGCAAUCACUAUGUUUUACUUGGGACCAAAAAGUUUAUAAUGCUAAUUGUUGCAGCCGCUUUAUAUGCAGUAAUUAUAUAUACCGUGAACACGGUUUUAGAUCGACCCGAGAACCCCCCUCCCCUAUCCCUGACGGUUUUCAGCUACAAAUUGAAUUUGACUUGUCAAAUUCUUAGUGAGGGACUUGUCAUUUUGAAUUACAAUUUCGUUUAAACUGAAACCUUCAGAGGUUGGAGGCGAGGGGAGAGGAAGUUUCAGGUCGAGCCUAUUCUGAAGGUAUACUGGCCAAUUUAUCUUAUACAAAAUCUGAUAAAUGAUAAAGGGUUUACUCUAGAUAUUUACACAAUGGAAAUAAUAAUAUUUCUUACACUAUAUGGGGCUUCAAUGGCCUAUAUUAUAGUUGAAGUCAAUGCUUUCAAUAUGUGAACAAUAUGCUCAUAUCUAGUCUCUAUCAUAAGCUUAAUAAUAUUUUUGAAUGUAAAAUCUAAUGAUUACAAAGAAGAAGAGUUUGGAAUUUUAGAUGUUUUAUAUGAAAGUCCGCUCCUGUGAAUUUAUUUCAUUAUUUUUCCUUUAAUGUGCUUGACAAUUAGUUUUUUCUUCAAAUUCUAUUUAAUACUUUUCCAUCCAAGACUUGUAGAUUUGAUAAAAGUCAAAGGCAAAAACAUCUUCUCUCUAAAAGUGUCUUCAAGAUUAGAAGAAUUUAAAGAUAAAAUGGAGUCUGUCUACAAAAAAUCGACCUCAUUCAAGCACAACCACGAUUCCUAUGCAAUAAAUCCAUGGACCUUGAAAUUCAGAUCAAAAAUGGUUGAGAGCGAUUUUCAAAUUUAUUCAAACCACAAUUCCAAUAAUUUUCGAAUAUUUUUAUGGUGUUCUUAUUUAUCAUUUUUAGGACUUGAAAUUUAUGAAAUAAGCAAUUCAGACACUCCUGAAUCCUUUGGCAUCUUCAUUAUUGUCACUUUCUUUAUUUAUUUCGUACUAUUAGUACUCUCACUGACAUCUUUAUUUCAAAUAUAUCAUAAAGAGAUGGUGAUCUUAGCAGUGAGUUUUAACAUGAUCAUUUAUUGUAUCAAUAUUUUUCAGUAUAAAAUUAUAGCAACGCAGCUUUAUUUAUAUUGGUCCCCUCUUUUCCUUUUAGGAGUCAGCGGCAUAUGAAUUGAAAUGAACUUCGUAACAUUUAUUACAAUUUUCCUAUAUGGUGGAUGUAUUAUUAUGCAUUCACAAAUUGACCCAGUUUAUGUAAUAGAAGUGAUAACUCUUUAUAUAGCUGUUUCUUCAAUUUCUUCAGCAAGAGUAUAUAUUGCUUCUAAAACAAAACGAAUAAGAUGAACUUUCUUGAAGAAAGUAGAUAGUGAGAUGGAAAAAUCAGAGCAGGUGCUGAAUUUUGUGUUGCCUGCGUUUGUGAGGAAAAGAGUAAAAGAUGGAAUAAGAUAUAUCGCAGAAGAUCAGGGGGUUGUUUCUAUCCUUUUCUGUGAUAUAGAUGAUUUUGAGGACAUUAUCUCAAAUUACCCCAGCAGCGAGAUUACUCAGUUUUUAGAUGAAAUUUAUAGGAAAUUUGAUAAUAUUUGUGACAACACAGGAGUCACUAAAAUAGAAACUGUUGGGAAUGUAUAUAUGGCAUGUGCAGGUCUUAAAGACCGUAUCUUCACACGACGACUAUUUCAUAACGACUAUUUUUUUUUUGGCCUAUUUUUUUGACAAUUUUUUAGCUAUUUUUUACUAAUAUUUGGGCAUAAUUCCAUACUAAUUGUUUUAAUAUAAUUUUUAAUGUGUUUUUAAACGAUUUAACCAACAAAAAAUGCACCCUUAGCAGAUUUCUUACUCAAUUAAUACUAAUUCAUUGCUUUUAAAAUUUCGAGAAUUUUAGAUUUAAUUAGGAGUUUUUCACUUAAUUUCCUCAAUAUUAAUCGCGUAAGGAAAAGUCUCUGUUUCUCAAUAAGGUUUUAGUCUUCUCAGUAGCUUCAUUAAUGAGGCUAGGCAACAAAAAAAAGGCCAAAAAAAAUAGGCCAAAAAAAAUAGGCCAAAAAAAAAUAGGCCAAAAAAAUAGGCCACAAAAAAAUAGGCCAAAAAAAAUAGGCCCAAAAAAAUAGGCCACAAAAAAAUAGGCCAAAAAAAAAUAGGCCAAAAAAAAAAUAGGCCAAAAAAAAAUAGGCCAAAAAAACAAUAGGUGAAAAAAAAUAGGCCAAAAAAAAAUAGGCCAAAAAAAAAAUAGUCGUUAUGAAAUAGUCGUCGUGUGAAGGAACCCUUAAAGACAGUGAAAUAGAAUUAUCACCUUAUUUCAGAUCAAUUCCUCAUUCAAGAAGAUGUGUUGAGAUGGGCUUAAAAAUAUUGAGCACAGUUGAGAAAAUUUUUUUAAGUAAAGGAGAGCCUUUGAAAGUAAAAAUUGGGAUUCACACAGGACCAGUAACUGCAGGAGUUGUAGGAUAUCAUAAACCGCAAUUUUCACUGGUUGGUGAUACUGUAAAUACUGCAAGUAGGAUGGCUUCUACCCUUACUGACUCUUCAAAAAUUCAAAUUUCAGAAAAUACUUAUAGCCAUCUAGGAGAUUAUACAGGACUUUCAUUUAUCAAAAAAUCGAUUAGUGUAAAAGGAAAAGGACAAAUGAAUACAGUCUUGGUAAGUCUAAACCAGUCGCCUGAAGAUGACUUUAAAGAUAUGGUGCCUCUAUUGCCAACAGUCCAAGUCCAAUGAGGAAAUAAUAGUCCAAUAAUGAGGGCUAGCUUGCAAAGCAGCAUAAGGCUUGAUUCAAUUCCUUUUAGCAACCAUUCAACUAUCUUGUCUGACCGCAAAUCGUCUGAUUUAUCAACGUCAAACAUAAAAAUCCCUAAAGAAGAUUUUAAUAUAACGAUGACCCCCCCCUCAAUCUUCAUGUCUACUGCAACAAAAAUUUUUUGAAAAAAUCUUCAUGCCUACUGCAACACAACAUUUUUAUAAAAAAAAUUAAUCCAUUUUUCUCUAGGUGAGUUUCUAAAAAAAAAACAUAAACCAGCGCUACUGUAGAUAUGUCAAUGACCUUUUAUCGAGAUUUGGACGGCUAUUGCCAUCGCUCGCCAUUUUAUUAAACUUUAUCUAGCUAAAAAAGUACGGAAAAAUUUAAGAUGCGCAUCGAAAAUUUGUUGCAAGAGGGAUUAGGAUUAAGAUUAUUACAGACAGGCGCUAGCCAUAUUGAUGACGCAGUCAUUAAAGACCUCCAGUACGGAAGGUUCUACCGCUUUUCGACUCCAGCCCAGAGGAUCUAUCCCUCUUGCGAGUGCCCUUUCGGUACCUUCUGUCUCCUCCUUGCCUUGGGAGUUCAGUCUUGAGUGGGCGGCUUAUGGAUUUCUGCGGCCCUGCUACGGGCGAUUGGAGUAGCUUAUUCCAAGGAUCAGCUCUUUGAGUCUAUUGGGUAUCAAAGUGCCUUUCUUCGACAGCUAAAGGAAAAAGACUGUUCCCCUGUGACCUGGGCUGAAACUCCCAGUUUCUCGUUACUCCCCCCCUCCGUGAGUGAACAAAAAAAUUUUGUUCACUCACGGAGGGGGGUUAAUUUUUUUUUAAAAACAAAUUUAUAUAUAAAUCUUAUAAACAAUAUUUUUUUUCGAAAUUUAAAAAAUCCUAAUUCGCAAAAUUGGAAAGCAAAUAUUAAUUUAAUUUAUAAAAUUUAUGUUUUAAAAAGCAAUUUGUUUAAAAUUAAACAGAAUUAGCUCUAGAUUUCAUUAUAAUAAUUAUUAUUUAUAUAUCAAAAUUUUUUUCCAUAAAAAAUUUUUCUAUUAAAAAAAUUUUGUUCACUCACGGAGGGUGGUUUUUGGGCAAAAAAUAGGGAUUUUUCUAAUGGUUUUGUUCACUCGCGGAGGGGGGGGGGGGUGUUAGAGGAAUACCAAUGGGUCCUCGGAUCCAAGGACGUUGUUGAGCACCUCCAUUUCCAACCACAGGAAAGCAGCCAAAACCUACCGGAUACACACUUCUUGAGCCUGCAUCUGAUUCUCGGCUCGGAGUCCGUCCCAGCUCGCUGUAGCCAUAAGGUCUGGACUGCUGCGCCAAGAGGGCAGGUUGACACGUGUCGCCAUUUUAAUGUAUAUAAUUUGUUGCAAGAGACAUGAAAAUUUUUUUUUUUUUAUAUAAAAUUUAUAUUAAAAAAUUGCAUUUUUGUUGCAAUAGACAUGAAGAUUGAGGGGGGUCAUCGUUAGAAGAUUUUUGUCCGUUUAAUAUAAAUGAAACUCAUGAAGAUAGAAUAGUCAGGCAUCAAAUGCUGAUUCGCCUCCUCCGUGAGUGAACAAAUCCAUUAGAAAAAAUCCCUAAAAAAACCACCCCUUCGUGAGCGAACAAAAAUUUUUUAAUAGAAAAAAAUUUUGAUAUAUAAGUGAUAAUUAUUAUAAUGAAAUCUCAAGCUAAUUCUUUUAAUUUUAAACAAAUUGUGUUUUAAAAAAUAAAUUUAUAAAUUAAAUUAAUAUUUGCUUUCCAAUUUUUUGCGAAUUAGGAUUUUUUUAAAUUUCGAAAAAUGUAUUUUCUAUAAAAUUUAUAUAUAAAUUUUUUAAAAAUAAAAAUUAACCUCCUCCGUGAGCGAACAAAAUUUUUUGUUACUCAUGGAGGGGGGAGUGAGAAACUAUUCUUCAGCUCUAAUUUUUGGCAACUAUGUUGGGCUUGUAAGCUGUUUUAUUUUGGUGUUGACAAAUUUAGCAGAUGCAAUUAACGAAGAACCAAAAUCGUAUAAAAUAGCCGACCUUUGCUUUUUCAGUAUUGAAACUAUCAUUUAUGCAGUGACUGUUACCGUCAUAAAACGAAUGCACACAAAAAAGCUCUUUUCUAUUACUCUUGAAAUAUUUUAUGCACUGUCAAUAAUUGCUAAAAUUAUUAUCGAAUUCUGGCAAACUGAAACAUCUGAAGAGUUUUCAGCGAUUACAAGCAUAUUUCUUAUGUAUUUCAUUCUUCUCCAAUGCACAGGGUUAUUUUUCAAAAAUUUAUUUGUGGUAUCUUUAUCAUUAGCUAUUUUUUGGAUUAUUUCAUUGUUUUUCUCAAACCAUAUGUUUGCAGUCCAGGAAGCAAUAAUGGUUCUGGGCUAUACUACAAUUGUACAGUUCGUCACAUUCUAUAGAGAAAAAAACCUCAGAAGAUUUCUUGCUAUCGAAAAUGCCUCAAAUAGAGAAAUUGAGAAAAUAGAAGCUUUAUUAACUCAAAUGAUGCCUCCACAUGUAUUUCGCAAUUUAAGAGAAGAAAUAGCAAUCGCUGAUACCUUUUCCAACGUUACAAUGCUAUAUGCAGAUAUAGCAGGAUUUACAUUAUGAUCUUCCAAUAAAGAAGCAAAAGAGGUGGUUGGCAUGCUUUCUGAAUUUUUCACGAGAUUUGACAAAUUAUGUGUUGAGUUCAAUGUAUAUAAAGUCCACACAAUUGGCGAUUGCUAUGUUGCAAUGGGGCUCAAUGGCACUGAUUAUGAAAGAAAUCCUUCACAAGAGUGCCUUAACAUAAUAAAUUUUGCACAAGCGCUUCUCCAGACAAUUGAUAUUGUAAAUGAUGGCUUAAUUUUGAAUUUAAAAAUGAGGGUUGGGAUCCAUACAGGCAGUAUAAUUGGAGGGAUUGCAGGAGCUAAUAUUAUAAGGUAUGAUAUUUUUGGAUCUGAUGUCCUGAUAGCGAAUAAGAUGGAGAGCAAUGGAGUUCCUGGGGCUAUCUGCAUAAGUGAAGAUAGCAUGAUGGUGAUUGAUAAUUACAAGCCUGGGGCAUUUAAGUUCAGAUUUCAUCAAGAAGUAGAUAUACCCUCAGUGAAUCGAGUUAUCAAAACGUAUUUGCUGAAAGCCAAUGAAGAUCAGAGCGCUUAA
Messenger RNA from Blepharisma stoltei, 8942 nucleotides. The record is from the annotation of a GenBank genome assembly. Lineage: Eukaryota; Ciliophora; Heterotrichea; Heterotrichida; Blepharismidae.